AUGGACAAAAGAUUUCCGGCCACCCUGGCAAGUGCGGCCUGUUGGGCCGUACGAGACGUCAAACGUGCGUCAACGGUCGUGAUUGCAGCACCGAAUAAUAGAAACGUCAGAUACGUGACGGAUAUUCCACCAUGGUACCUGCCGUGCGGUGAUGUUAUCGACCAAGGUUUCGAUGCUGACUCCCAGCAGGAGUUAGGCUCGAUCUUGAGCCGUUUAAAAUUGCAGCAUAAGAUCACGUUGCAGGAUUAUCUAAAUCACGAUUACGAAUAUCUGUACAAUCGCGUUAGAAUCGGCGUUCACGAACAUCAAUACAUACCUAAUUGGAUACCAGGGAAAAAGGAUUCUAAUUAUAUCAGGAGACUCGGAAAAAGCAGUCAGCAAACGAUCCUUAAUCAUUUGCCAAAGUUACACAUGGAUUUACAAAAGUUUGCUAUUGCAUUUGAAGAAUUGGUAGGAGACGAACCCAUAUCGAAAACCCAUGAUGCAUUGAAGGCUACGCAAGCUCAUAUUUUGAGUAUGUUGUGCGAAGUUGAGAGUACUAUUGCAGAUCUUCCUUCGAUACGUUUACCACAACGUAUUGAAAGAAGUAUCAUGAAUCAAAUUGAAAGGGAUCCGGUUGACGAUACUAGAAGACUCAUUCGCGAUUGGGGUGUUUUAAUUAAAUACAAAGAUUAUCUUCACGCUUGGAGACGCGUAUUCGAUUAUUAA
This is a messenger RNA of Polistes canadensis, 708 nucleotides long. RefSeq lists its product as uncharacterized. NCBI's taxonomy places the organism in Eukaryota, Metazoa, Arthropoda, Insecta, Hymenoptera, Vespidae. The record is from RefSeq and is a predicted model, not a curated record. The coding region runs from base 1 to 708 and encodes 235 amino acids. The transcript is spliced from 3 exons.